CUGAAUCAGCGAAACGCAAUAAAAGUAACAGUCGUGUGUGCGACGCUCGCAUUAUACGAGCUCGUACACCUCACGGAGCCGGCCGCACCUAUUGUGUCGCUCUCUAGCUUGAACCACUCGCUAGUAAUAAACGUCGCUCACUCGCUCGAACAAAGAAAAUGCAGUGUUAUACUCACAACCUUCACGGAUUCCAAAAUCCAAGGAUCGCGUUACCUCUUCACUGAGAUCGGUUCUCACAGGACGACGAGCUUUGAGGAGCGAUGUUCACGUGUUACAGGCGCCGGCUCGGACGGGAGCUGUCGGAGGAGAGGAGAAGGAGGUUCACUCACCGAACUGGUAGUCGUUCUUUACGGCGGCCAUGAUGGAGCAGCGCUGAGAGGGUGA
Danaus chrysippus (African queen) is the source of this 384-nucleotide messenger RNA. Lineage: Eukaryota; Metazoa; Arthropoda; Insecta; Lepidoptera; Nymphalidae. The record is from the annotation of a GenBank genome assembly.